Bubalus bubalis (water buffalo) is the source of this 800-nucleotide messenger RNA. Its product is annotated as allergen Bos d 2. The transcript is spliced from 7 exons. NCBI's taxonomy places the organism in Eukaryota, Metazoa, Chordata, Mammalia, Artiodactyla, Bovidae. The coding region runs from base 254 to 574 and encodes 106 amino acids. The record is from RefSeq and is a predicted model, not a curated record.
CCAGCAACUGGGAAACCCUCAGAUUCUGUAGAGGAAGAAUUACUAGAGUCACAAGAUGAAGGCUGUGUUCCUGACUCUUCUCCUUGGUCUGGUGUGUGCUGCCCAGGAAGCUCCAGCUCAGCCGGAAUCCCCAGAGAUUACAGGAAACUGGUACACCAUUUACAUGGCCGCGAAUAACAAGGAGAAGAUUGAGGAAGGAGGCCCCCUGAGGACAUACCUCCGCUGAUUUGAGUGCAUUGAGAACUGUGAAAAAAUGUCCAUUAGUUUCAUUGUCACACAUUAUAACAGUUGCACCUUACUCACAGUAGUGGCACAGAGAGCAGAAGGAAAUGUUUACCACGUAGACUUCAUGGGUAAAAAUUCUGUGCAACUGAUCCCUGUAUCAGAAAGCAUGUUGGUAUUCUAUGCUGAAAACUUUGAUGGAGAGAAGACCACAAAAGUGACUUUUGCCCUCGGCAAAGGAGACAGUUUGAGUCAAGAAGAUAUUCAGAAGUAUGAGGAGAUAAACAAUGAAAGGGGUAUUCCAAAUGAAAAUACAGAAGAUGGCGCCCAAACAGACAACUGUCCGAAAUAAGAACUGAGAACCUCUGUUGGAAGAAAAUGAAGUAAGGCUAUGAGAAGCAUCGCAUCAGUAAUGUGUCCCAAUCAUCCAUAUGAAGAUUAUAGACCUUUUCCUUAAAAUCGUCCUUUCUUCUCUCCCAGGAAAUCAUGAUUCUACACGGCUUUCCUGCCACAAAUCUCCUCUGCUCUUGCUGAUGUUACUGAAUUUCUAAACUGUUCAAUAAAAUGAUUAAUACACA